Molecule: messenger RNA, 588 nt
Organism: Enterobius vermicularis (human pinworm)
Lineage: Eukaryota; Metazoa; Nematoda; Chromadorea; Rhabditida; Oxyuridae
Source: the annotation of a GenBank genome assembly
AUGAGGAGAGCGCUCUAUGCUAUCAACUUUUUGUAUAUUGUAAUUGGUGUUUUAUUGAUAUCACUUGCUGCUUACAUCAGAAAUGCAUCUAUUGUAACAAGCCAUUCGCUGAUUGGGGGAAUUAUCACAGUCGGCGUCUUUCUAACUUUGGUCAGCUUUUUGGGAAUUUAUGGUACUAUGAAGCAUCAUCAGUAUAUGGUAAUACUUUUUUGCGUUUUUGUGGUACAGUUGGGAGUUGCGGUUGCUUGCCUUGGGCUUAUGAGCCCUGCUGGUGUAGAAGCUGUUGUCACCAAAGGAUGGCAAGGUUCUUCGGAUUCUACAAUCAAGGAUGCGCAGAAAGAUUUUAACUGUUGUGGGCUACGGAAUAAUAGUGAAGGAAUUAACUGCGAUAAGCUGAACUGCUAUCCUAGUUGUCCUUCAUGCCUCAGCAUAAUUACUCAGAAGAUGUACGAGGAACUCACCCGUGUCGGAGGAUUUGGACUUUUUUUCAGCUUUUUAGAUUUGGCGGGCAUUGCUUUUGCAAUGCGCUAUCGGAAUCUCCGGGAUCCAAAAUUGGACCCCGUUCUUUAUUUUCAACAGCAGCAAUAA